AAUGUUACAAGUUAGAGCAAAGUUAUACAUGUUAUUUGAUGUUUGUUUGGUUGAAAACUUGUGUGCAGUGUCUGUUUCUGUUCACAACAUGUUUUAUGGUUUUUCUGGGAAGAUUGUCCUUUGAUAUCUGAAGACAUUAUGAAGAGGCUCCCUAAAGACCUGUCGUAGCUUUUCUCUUUAAAUGAGGAAGAAUAAAGAUAAAAUAUGUCAGUAUCAAAAAUAAAAACAAAGUCUGUCAUAAUAUUCAUUAUGAAUUGGUGCAAAUUAAAGUCUGGUAAGUAGACUUGUAAAGUAACAUUCCUAAAUAAAACAGACAUAAAUAGGAUGGGAACAAUAAAGAUUAAUUUAUAAGAUCCAAGUGAUUUAAAAAAAAAAAAAAAAAAAUUUAAUCUCCUUGCUUUGGUCUUCUGUGUGACGACAUUUGCAGUUUAAAUCGGGACUUUUUUGCAUUGUGCCAUAAUUGAGCUUCCAGUUUCGUCAUUGCUAGAAGUGAAAUUUAAGUGGGAGCAGAGCACUGAUGCUCUUUUAAAAGGACCGUUUAUGUUCACGUUUAGGCACGAAAAAGUCCAUUUAAACUCGCCAAAGCCAGAAGACCUGCUAAAGUGUUAAUACAAUACGAGCCGAAAUUAACAACCACCACAGGAACUUGGACGGCGCGCGUUUGUUAUGGAUCGCGGAGUUUGAAGUGACUUCUAUAAUUUUGAGAGAAUCGUUUUAUCACUGAGUUUUCAACCUUAAACCCAUGUCUGCUCCUGGGAGAAUGAGAAAGCCUGUUAUUAAAAUUGUAAUCCUGGGAGACAUGAAUGUAGGGAAAACGUCCCUGCUGCACAGAUACACAGAGAGAAGCUUUAAGGACACUCUAAGCACAAUCGGCGGAGCGUUCUUCUUAAAGCAGUGGGGUCCGUACGACAUCUCUAUCUGGGACACAGCGGGUCGUGAACAGUUCCACGGUCUAGGCUCCAUGUAUUGUCGUGGCGCUGCAGCCAUCAUUCUCACGUAUGAUAUCACAAACUGGCAGAGCUUCGUAGAGCUUGAAGAUCGCUUCCUCUCUCUCACUGACUCAGCCAAUAGUGACAGCAUAUUUGCCAUUGUGGGCAACAAAGCAGACCUCACUGACCCUCAAGCCCAUGUUAUGACCCCAGAGGAAGUCAGGGCAGAAGACGGUAGUGUGCUUCCCCUUCCAUCCUUUCCCUCACCUCCAGAAUUUCCCUUGCACAAACAGGUGAGUCAGGAUGAUGCCAUAGCACUGUACGACCGCAUAAUUCGCUAUAAGGCACUGGAGGGCGCCAGCCCACCAGCGGACAAGAUGUGCUUCGAGACAAGCGCUAAGACUGGAUUUAAUGUAGAUGUUAUGUUUGAGACACUCUUUGAUCUGGUGUUGCCAUCCAUCAUUCAAAAACGCUCCCAAAGUGAGUCGCCAAUACUGUAUUUGGAGGACUAUAAUGAAGAGGGGAUGAAGAGCAAAAGGAAUUGUUGCACAUGAAAAUAUUUGCGGAAGAGCAUCUGGAGUCUUGCAUGAAUAUCCAUUUAUUUAUGGACACUGUUAUUUGAUCUGUUUCAGAACGGUUUACUGUCACAGUAAAAAUGAGUACAUUGUCAGUGAACAAGUGCACAUUGUUAUCUCUGUUCUGACUCGUGUGUGUGUGUGUGUGCGUGUCUGUUUAUAUGUUUGAGAUAAUCUUGUUUUCACAAAUAGAGCACAAAGAAUUUGAACUUAAGUUACUCAGUGUUUUGGCCCACAAGUUGAUCACUUGCUUCUGAACUCUAUGAAUAGUUGACUAUAUUGAUUUUUUUGAUUGAUUGACUGUUAAAAUUUUUUUUUACAAAUGUGAAUCAAAGAUAAGAAAUAUACAUUGUUUCAUUGUUUAGAGUACCAAGCUUUUUUUUUUUUUUUUGGACAUUUUUAAAAAUAUUUUAUUUUGAAUUAAUUUGCUGUGAUUACAUUAUAAAAAUUAGUGUUUAUAUAUGAUCUUUAGUGACUCGUGACUUAUUUAAUAAAGGUUAAAUGAAUAUCAUUUAUACAUACAGAAGACAGUGUAUACAAUUACAGAAAACAAACCUCAUUCGUGAACAGACUGUUUACACUGUCAGCAUUUCCUUUUGGCUUAUAUGUGAGAAUAACAAAAUGAUUAAUGAGCAGUGUUGUGUCAUAUUUAUAUGUAAUUCCAUAAAUGUCUUAACAGCUGCAUUAUAUCUGCAACGAUCAUAUUUUUACCCUAACAUUUCCAAGAGAAUUGUGAUGUUGUUUUACUCUCUGGGUUUGUCUUCUGCUCCUGCUCAGAUUCAUCAGUAUAACAUUUGGCCUGAAUUAAAUUUGACACGCACGCACACACGCCACAUAUUAGAACAUAAUUCCUUGAAAAAAAAAAAAAAUCUAAUUUAUUGUUUCAAAAGUAAAUGACAUUAAACAUAGGAUCGUAAUUCAAUGCAAUGUGACAAUAUUGCAAUAUGGUAUUAGUUUCAUAGGUCUGCAUGAAACAAGCUGCUGAAUAUAAUUGGCAGUUUACAAAAGAUAUUUUCGUCAACUGGCUGUUUGUUGUUAUAUCUCUUAUCUUGCUAUAUUUUAUAUCUCUUAGGUUGAAGUCCAUUGUUUAUUCUUAUCAGAAACAUGCAGAGUCGGGGAAGGGAAGGGCAUGAGUCUGUGAAAGUCUAUUUUUUUAGUACAUUUAGUUGAGAGUUUGAACUACUGUGCAAGACUUGGUAAUCCAUUUUUAAUCUUUUUUUCAAAAGGCAUUCAAAGUAAUAGAAUAAUGUCCAGAGUUUGAGUUUAAAUGCUUGCAGUUAAAA
Molecule: messenger RNA, 2787 nt
Organism: Onychostoma macrolepis
Lineage: Eukaryota; Metazoa; Chordata; Actinopteri; Cypriniformes; Cyprinidae
Product: ras-related protein Rab-20-like
Exons: 2
Coding region: 743-1483 (246 amino acids)
Biological process (GO): intracellular protein transport
Cellular component (GO): endomembrane system
Molecular function (GO): GTPase activity; GTP binding
Source: RefSeq, a predicted model, not a curated record